This is a messenger RNA of Mytilus californianus (California mussel), 2219 nucleotides long. RefSeq lists its product as uncharacterized. The coding region runs from base 53 to 1687 and encodes 544 amino acids. Gene Ontology annotation, molecular function: serine-type endopeptidase inhibitor activity. The record is from RefSeq and is a predicted model, not a curated record. Lineage: Eukaryota; Metazoa; Mollusca; Bivalvia; Mytilida; Mytilidae. The transcript has 6 exons.
CGCCAGCAACCUUACCCAAAAAAUCCGCCUCGUCAACAACCUGCGGAAUCUUAUGGUAACCCUGCUUACGCUCAGCAUUAUCAACGUAAUCAGCAACAGCCCUUUCGUGGGAGCUUCGCAAGGCGUGAGCCUUGCUCAAUCGACACGUGCCACUACUGCAAGCAACAAGGCCACUGGAGAAAAAACUGUCCUCUUCUCGCCAGUCUCAGGUCAUCUAACAGCAACUCCACAACCUACCAGAAGUAGUAAAGUAGGGCCUGAACGUCACUCUCCAGUCAUUGUGAAUGAUAAGUAUUUAGACACUAUUAAUGACCAAUUUUCUACAUGUUUUGUUGAUAACGAUUAUAUAGAAUCUUUUUUAGAUCAAGUUCAAUAUUUUGAAAAUUGUCAGUCAUAUGAUAAAUUUAAAGGGGUGAAAGGUAGAUUAGCUUGUCAUGUAAAGUAUUGGGAAAAUAUAGGUGCUUGUCCUUUUGUGCUUGAUACAAUAAAAAAUGGUUAUGUUAUUCCAUUUAUAGAUACACCUUUUAAAAUGUACCACAGAAAUAAUAGAUCAGCACGGCAGAAUACUGAAUUUGUCACAAAGUCAAUUGAAGAUUUAGUUCAAAUAGGUUGCGUAAUUAAAGUGCCUUUUCAACCAUAUGUGGUAAAUCCAUUGAGUGUUGCUACUCAAAAGUCCGAUAUUUUUUCAGUAGGACAUUGGUCAGACUUUAAUUCACAAGUUGCCUCUAAUAAUGAUCUCAGCAGUUUGUUCAAACAGUUACCAGAAUUCCUUCUUUCGUCCAAGGCUGCGAGUACUCAGAAGAAAUAUAGAUAUGCCUUCAAUUCAUGGUGUAAGUGGACUAGUCAAUAUUCUUUUUCACCAUUGCCAGCAUCUCAUUUACAUAUUUCUUUAUAUUUAAUUCAUUUGUCUGAAACUGCAAAAUCGGUUUCAAAAUUAAAUGAUGCUUUUUACGCCAUAAAAUGGGCACAUAAAUUAGCUGGCGUUGCUGAUCCCAGUGAAAAUAAUCUAGUUGCAUCUGUUCUUGAAGGGGCUCAUAGAAAAAUAGGUCAUUCAGUUGUCAAAAAAGAACCUAUCACACCGCAUAUUUUGAAAAAUAUUGUAUGUAAAUAUGCUAAUAAUACUUGUAAUUUAAAAGAUUUAAGAAUAGCAUCAGGAGGAUACUGUAAUACUGACUGGAGGAAUUGUCAACAACCAUGUGCCACUAAAUCUAACCCUGUGUCUGGAUGUAUAGAAUGUAGCUGUCCUAAUGAUCAAAUAACCACACCAGUUGCUGAAAUGUCGACGAGAACAACAGAACCGUAUAGCACUAUUAAUACCAACAGUCAACAGUCUUUCACCUUUUCUAUAACAAACAAACCUACUAUUAUGCCAGAAACACAAAAACUGAUGACGUAUACACAGACUGUAAAACCUACUACACAAGCACCCCAACCAUUAGUUCAGUCAACAGAAAUAUCCACAAAAAGAACAGAUAACACAGAGAUAAGAUUUCCGGAUGUCUUCACUACCCCGCAUGUACCGGAACCGGAAGUUACAAGUGACAAAACAACAAGAGGCACGACUCUUCACAUGAUUGUAUGUGCAGAAGUAUUUGACUGUGAUUUAGAUUGCUAUACAGGCUAUUCUACGGACGAUAGUGGAUGCCCUUUGUGUAAAUGUGCACCGCUUCCAACAGGUUUUGUUUAAAAGCACACAGCUACAAUAAAUGGAAAAUAUGACCUUAUUGUUCACAUUAUUGCCCUUUGAUCUUAUGGAUAGUUGUCUUAUUGACAAUCAUACCACAUCUCCUUAUAAGACGGUAUUAUUCGCAUUUCUAUUUAAACUUUUUUGAGGUCCCAAACGUUAACUUUAACAUUUUGGCUUUCCAAACAUUUAGGUCGAGCAUACCAGUGGAGUUAUUCCAGAAAACCAUGUUGCGCACACAGAAAUUAUAUCACUUUGUCACAAAUAUCAUGAAUGUAUUUACAAAUUCUAACUUUGUCUUUGUAAGCUAACAAACAUAGUAUUUCUUUGCCUGUGCAUUCAAAUAAAUAUUUAUAAGAUAAUUUAUGAAUUGUAUGUGAAAUCAUUACAGUACUGUAUAUGUACUCAUACAUAUAAAAUUAAUAAAAUUACAACAGGAGAACAGAAAAAAUAUAAUAAACGGUUUUUUUCUUAAUCUAGACCUAUAAAUCAAGUAAAUUAAUCGCUUCAAGAACUAACAAACAGAAUAUUUUAA